CCAUCAUCCAGCCUGCUUACCACCCGUGACCGUAACGUGCGCCCAUGCGGGCCAUUACUCCAAAUCAGGUAACUGCGCUCAACAAAAACACUCUUUCAACAUGCCUAUGCCCUCACGUGCCGCGACCUUAACACAGUCGUCGGCCUACUCCAAUAGAGAUCCCGAUGCUGUUGGGCCCAUUUCACGCCAAGAUGCCCUCACACAAGCUUACCGCUACUACUUUGAGCCCAUCGUCGCAGCGCUCGAAAGCAACAUUGAUGGCGGGCUCAAAGACCGCGAAGUGCGAGAAAGGCAGCAGCAAUACGGGCCAAAUGAGCUCGAUGGAGACUCCGGCAUCAACUAUUUCAAAAUCUUUCUCAACCAGGUUGUUAAUGCCAUGACAGCGGUGUUGAUCAUCGCCCUCGUCGUCUCCUUUGCGAUCAAAUCAUGGAUCGAGGGCGGUGUCCUCACUGGCGUCGUGGCGAUCAACGUCAUUGUCGGCUAUUUUCAAGAGCUUUCGGCAGAAAAAACGAUGGCCUCGCUUCGUUCUCUCGCCUCGCCGACUGCACGCGUCAUCCGCAACGGACAAGGCGUCACCAUCCCCAGCACAGAGCUCGUACCGGGAGACAUAUGCGAGAUCACUGUCGGCGACACUGUUCCAGGUGAUCUCCGCAUGAUCGAGGCCAUGAACCUCGAGGCUGAUGAAGCACUCCUGACCGGCGAGUCCCUCCCUGUCGCCAAAGAGCAUGCCAACGCCUUUCCCGAGGAGACUGGAGUCGGCGAUCGGAUCAACAUGGCUUACAUGUCCAGCAAUGUCACUCGGGGUCGCGGGACCGGUAUCGUCGUCGCUACCGGUAUGAACACCGAAAUCGGCAAGAUUGCGCAAGCACUACAAGGAAACGCCAAGCGCAAAAAGAUCCGCGCCGUCAAGCAGAACAGCUACGGCAAGAAGCUCCCUCACCACUACGUCCAAGCCGGUGCACUCACGGUCUGGGACCAGAUCGCCACUUUCUUGGGUCUUAACCACGGUACACCGCUCCAGCGCAAGCUCUCGCUGCUUGCUGUCUUGCUUUUCCUUGUUGCAAUUCUGUUCGCAAUCAUCUGCUUCUUGUCCAACAAUUGGACUGAUCGCGAGGUCAUCAUCUACGCCGUCAGUGUUGGUGUCUCGAUGAUCCCAGCCUCGCUCAGCGCUGUCCUUUCCAUCACCAUGGCUAUGGGUGCCCGUGCUAUGACUCGCCGUCAUGUCAUUGUCCGCAAGAUGGAUGCCAUCGAGUCGCUUGGCGCAGUGACGGACAUUUGCUCAGACAAGACUGGUACGCUCACCCAAGGUCGCAUGGUAGUCAAGCGUGCCUGGGUUCCCGCCAGCGGUACUUUCACUGUCAGCGACAGCGAGGAAGCCUUCAACCCCAACGCAGGAGAAGUCUUCAAGACCGAAAGGCAACCCAAAGACAGCGACCCGAAUCACGCGAAAGAGACAUCCAAGGAUGGUGACAAGGUUGCCAGUAAAGAACUCGGCUCCGACAGAAUCAAGGACGACGAGUGCUUCACCGACUUUCUCAACGUGGCCGCGCUCUGCAACAACGCAAAAGUCUUCCAAGCUGAGGGCGAAUGGCAGGCUCAUGGCGACCCGACCGAAUGCGCCAUGCAAACCUUUGCUUGCCGCUUCGACUGGGGCCGUGCAAAGCUGACCAACAAGGUCAAGGGGGAGAGCCAGAGGGUUGACGAUCAGGAGAAUGCCGCCAAGUAUGCUUCGUAUGGCAAGCCUGCCAUCUGGAAGCAGACGGCCGAGUUCCCAUUCUCGAGCGACGUCAAGCGCAUGUGCGUCUUCUACAAGCAUCGCCCGUCCGAGACGCACAAAGCGUUUAUGAAGGGAGCCGUCGAGCGAGUUCUCGAAGCAUGCACUCACGCACAGACAAGCGAGGGUAUCGUCGACAUCACUGAGAACAUUACUAGCAACAUUCUGGCCAACAUGGAAGCGCUGGCGGACACCGGUCUUCGGGUGCUUGCGUUCGCGCAACGUGAUCUCACCAAAGAGGAAGCUCAUGAAGGCGAGGAACUCGAUCGCACCCAAGCUGAGAGCGGUAUGACCUUUGUCGGCCUGGCAGGCAUCUACGACCCUCCGCGUGCUUCAUCUCUACCAGCUGUCCUCCAGUGCCAGCAAGCCGGCAUCCGUGUCCACAUGCUCACCGGCGACCAUCCAGGAACCGCCCGCGCUAUCGCCAAGGAGGUCGGCAUCAUCCCGCAGAACACAUCCACCUGGUCCGAAGAGAGGCUUAAGGCAUCCGUAAUGACUGGCCCCGCGUUUGACAAGUUAACUGAAGAUGAGAUCGACCGACUCGAAAUCCUCCCGCUCGUAAUUGCCAGAUGCGCGCCUCAGACCAAGGUCAGGAUGAUCGAAGCUCUGCAUCGCCGCACGUGCUUCGCUGCCAUGACUGGCGAUGGAGUCAAUGACGCGCCCAGUCUGAAGAUCGCCGACGUUGGUCUCGGGAUGGGAGGAGGCUCGGAUGUCGCCAAAGGCGCGUCGGAUCUUGUCUUGACGGACGACAACUUUGCCAGCAUCGUAUCUGGCAUUGAAGAGGGAAGGAGGACCUUUGACAAUAUCAAGAAGUUCGUGCUUCAUCUGCUUGCUCAAAAUGUUGCUCAGGCUUUGGUGCUCCUUAUCGGCCUUGCUUUCAAGGAUGCAACCGGCCUCUCUGUGUUCCCGCUCUCUCCUGUCGAGGUCCUUUACAUUAUCAUGGUUACUAGCGGUCUCCCGGCCAUGGGUUUGGGUAUGAGUCAAGCGCAACUCGACAUCAUGAAGCGCCCACCUCAUGACCUUAAGUACGGCAUCUUCGCACCCGAAGUCCUGCUUGACCUGUUUGUCUACGGAGUCUGGGUCGGACUGCUUUGCCUGGCUACAUUCACGCUAUGCCUCUGGGGCUUUGGCGACGGCAAUCUCGGCAUCAAUUGCAACGGCAUCUACAACGAAACAUGCGCAACGGUCUUCCGCGCACGCGGCGCAACCUGGACAGUGAUGACGUGGGCAUCGCUCUUCCUCGCCUGGGAGGUCGUCAACACCCGUCGCUCCUUCUUCCGCAUGGGCAAGAAAUACCCGCUCUACUCGCAGUGGUUCCACGACACCUGGGGCAAGAACAAGUUUCUCUUCAGCACGGUUGUCAUCGGCUUCUUCAGCGUCUUCCCUCUGCUUUACAUCCCCAUCAUCAAUGACGAUGUCUUCCUGCACAAAGGCAUUUCAUGGGAGUGGGGCAUCUGCUUUAUUGCCAUCCUCCUAUUCUUCUUGGGCGUGGAGGCUUGGAAGUGGGCUAAGCGCGUGUGGCUGCGGCGACGAUCGACAAGGGACGACGACGUAAUGGAUGAGGAAACGGCAGCUGGGUUGGAGGAGAAGCCCGCCACCAUCCUUGAAAGGCUGCAGAAGCCUGGGCCAGUGCCAACCCGAGCUUGAAAUCACCAUGCGGGGUGGCCUUGAGCGCAAGGAGUUCGAAAAACAAGUUAAAUUGUACAACACCCGCACUGUAUCAUAGAUAUUGCAUACCGACGAGGUCAAGCACA
This is a messenger RNA of Tilletiaria anomala UBC 951, 3528 nucleotides long. RefSeq names its product putative ENA2-plasma membrane P-type ATPase. Gene Ontology annotation, biological process: calcium ion transmembrane transport; intracellular calcium ion homeostasis. The transcript has 7 exons. The record is from RefSeq and is a predicted model, not a curated record. Gene Ontology annotation, cellular component: plasma membrane. The coding region runs from base 101 to 3421 and encodes 1106 amino acids. Gene Ontology annotation, molecular function: P-type calcium transporter activity; ATP binding; ATP hydrolysis activity. Lineage: Eukaryota; Fungi; Basidiomycota; Exobasidiomycetes; Georgefischeriales; Tilletiariaceae.